AUGUUAUCUUCACCGUCUAAGUUUGAUAUUACUACUCUACAAUCACUGUCAGCGCUUGCUUCCUGCUCUGACGAUUAUACUCGUUAUUCUCGCUCUAUCGAUGAAUGCAAUGGGGGAGCGCCUCGCGGUAUAGGUGACCUAUACGAAAUUCUUGAAGCCGUCAAUUCAAUUGGAGGAGUCCAUGAACCAACUGACUCUGAAGCAAGCCUUGUGCUUGAUCUUGUAAGAGCCAAGCGUGAUGUUUUCACGGCUCAGAAGGCGCUUGCAGAUUGCGUAAUACGGGAAAAUGAGGUGCUUGCAAGCCUGCUUAAAGUUCGCGCAGCAGAAGCCGAGAGGAAGAUAGAUGAGACAGAUAUCGGGCUGGGAUGUAUGAGAAUCGUCUUCAAAGAUCACGGUUGGUCCCACGUCCCUCCCAACCAUCCGCCACGAGGACAAGGUCAAUCAAGUUCGCGUGGUAUGGAAGGUUUGCACGGACGACAAGGCGCGAUAGUUCUCGAUUGA
Messenger RNA from Suillus clintonianus, 501 nucleotides. RefSeq lists its product as uncharacterized. Lineage: Eukaryota; Fungi; Basidiomycota; Agaricomycetes; Boletales; Suillaceae. The record is from RefSeq and is a predicted model, not a curated record. The transcript is spliced from 3 exons. The coding region runs from base 1 to 501 and encodes 166 amino acids.